AUGAGUACUUACCUCCAUGCUAUUGGGGGUACUACCACCUGCGCCGUUCCAUCCGGAGGAUCGAGGUUUUGCCAUUCUGUAUCUCCGUAUGGCCACAACGUCACCUGGCAUGGGGCGGUGAAUGGCGUGUCCUACGCACAAUCGAACUGUGCUAAUGUCGCAGACGGUGGAGUACUAUGGGUUCUGAAUAUUAAUAACUGCAAAUUCCUGAACCCUUGGUUCCCACAUUGGCAUUUUAUGGAGGCUCAAAUGCUGCCUUGGGGAAAUGAGAACCUCAUCGUCACGAUCCGCAACAAUCCCUCGAUGUACUUCAAGAAUGCGCAUCGAUAUUCAUCCUCCCGGCGUCCUGACUCGUACUACUGCACUUACCUACUACCUAGGGUUUACGUGGUCAACCCCAUCCGCAUUCUCCAGCUUCCUGCGAGUAUGGCCUCUGUAAAGGUCGGGAUGCCGUUCGAAAAUUGCGUUGACCUCUCAGGCUGCCCCGAUGCUAAUUUUGUGCGAUAG
Molecule: messenger RNA, 507 nt
Organism: Coprinopsis cinerea okayama7#130
Lineage: Eukaryota; Fungi; Basidiomycota; Agaricomycetes; Agaricales; Psathyrellaceae
Exons: 6
Coding region: 1-507 (168 amino acids)
Source: RefSeq, a predicted model, not a curated record